AUGUCCUUAUAUCGGGCAUGGGAGGCGGCAUAUAGGCUGCAGGCGGACUCCCCACUUCCCCCUUCCGCCAUCGCUCUCCCCCCGCGCGUUCCCCCUCCCCCCCACCUGGAGGACUGCGUUGCGCUGACUGCCUGGCGCUGGGCGCAGGAGCAGGGGGAAGCGGGGGAAGGGGGGAAAGGGGGGAAAGCAGGAAGUAGGGGGGAAGAUGGGGAUGUGGGGGAAGGAAAAGGGGAAGCAUCAGGGAAAACGGGGAAAGUGGGGGCAGAAAAAAAAGGAGAAUCAGGGGAAGGCUUGCAAGGAAUGGGGGGAAGGGGGGAGCUUCCCCCCUGGGCGGCACAAGCUCACCCCCAGCCGCCCUGGAUCCUCGGGUCUGAUGCAGCCAAUCUGGCGAUGACACGUGUCGCUCAGAGGGACAUCUGGGCGCACCAGUUUCCCCCUGGGGGAGACUGCAGCGAAGACCGGCUCCUAUUGGUGGAUUGGCCGAGCUCGCCACAGGCACUUAUGCUUCCUUCCACUGCUACUUCUUCCCCCUCGUCUCCCCCGCCUGUGAACACGGAGCUGAGCUGUCGGAGCAGUCAACUUUCCCCCCUGUCCCGCCUUCCUAAACUCCGCUCCCCCCUCCAAUUUCCAGCCACAGGCACUUUCGCUUCCUUCCACUGCUACUUCUUCCCCCUCGUCUCGCCUGCCUCCACAGGCACUUUCGGUUCCUUCCACUGCUACUUCUUCCCCCUCGUCUCGCCUGCCUGUGAGCACGAAGCUGAGCUGGCGGUGGCGGCGGCAGCAGCGGCCAAUGAGACGCUGCCACGUAUGACAGAGGACAGCAAGGAGGCGGUUCUGGCGUCAGAACAGCGCGUGGUGCUGUUCCACGGGGAGCCUUAUAACGGAUUACGCUUUGAAGGGGAUGUGAGCCGUUGGCCCAAUGCGUAUCGUGAGCGGCCCAACACCAUGGAGGUGGUUGGAUUCGUGGGGGAGGGGGAUGAGACAAGACAACGGGUGAGAUGGAGUGUCCUGGGGUGUCCUGGGGUGUGCUGGGGUGUGCUGGGGUGUGCUGGGGUGUGCUGGGGUGUGCUGGGUUGUGCUGGGGCGUGUUGGGGAGUUUUGGGGUGUCCUGGGGUGCACUGGUGGCGGGGCGGCCCAGUCCACCCGCUUCCUCCUCCGCUCACCCUCUGCCUACCUCUGCCACAUCACACCACCCACAUGUAUCUGAAUUGCCUCUCCACCCCCACCUUUACCCUCCCCCUCCUCCCAGGUGCACUGGCGGCGGGGCGGCCCAGUGCACUGGCGGCGGGGCGGCCCAGUGCACUGGCGGCGGGGCGGCCCAGUCCACCCGCUUCCUCCUCCGCUCACCCUCUGCCUACCUCUGCCACAUCACACCACCCACAUGUAUCUGAAUUGCCUCUCCACCCCCACCUUUACCCUCCCCCUCCUCCCAGGUGCACUGGCGGCGGGGCGGGCCCAAUCCACCCGCUUCCUCCUCCGCUCACCCUCUGCCUACCUCUGCCACAUCACAUCAACCAACUGUAUCUGGCCCCUCUAUUCAGGUGCACUGGCGGCGGGGCGGGCUCAAUCCAUCCGCUUCCUCCUCCGCUCCCCCUCUGCCUACCUCUGCCACAUCAGCAACCGUGUCCGCCACACCUCUCACAGCCCCUCUAUUGUCCCUUCACCCCUCCCCACCCAACUAUUCUCCCCACCUAUACCUCUCCUCCCAGGUGCACUGGUGGCGGGAUCAAUCCAUCCGUUUCCUUCUCCGCUCCCCCUCCGCCUACCUCUGCCACAUCACCAACCGUGUCCGCCACACCUCCUACGGCCUCUCAGUUGCCGCCCACCUCUCCGCCACCUCCUUUUCCCCCUCACUUUCUCUUCCCCCUCACCUCCUCCUACCAGGUGCACUGGUGGCGGGCUCAAUCCAUCCGCUUCCUCCUCCGCUUCCCCUCUUCUUACCUCUGCCACAUCACCAACCGUGUCCGCCACACCUCCUACGGCCUCUCAGUUGCCGCCCACCUCUCCGCCUCUGCCGCCCAGCAGGCCGCCCUGGCCCACACCCACCCAGAGAUUUUAUCCUUGCUAAGAGCUGCUGCGCCGCCGUGUAUAGGCGGCGAUGGAAGCAGUAACAGCGCUGGAGCAGCGGGCAUGGGCAGAGAGGCGGCCCAGCAGCUGCAGCUGUAG
Closterium sp. Naga37s-1 is the source of this 2166-nucleotide messenger RNA. Lineage: Eukaryota; Viridiplantae; Streptophyta; Zygnematophyceae; Desmidiales; Closteriaceae. The record is from the annotation of a GenBank genome assembly.